GUUUAUUUUGAAGGUCGGUCUGAGGGUCGUAGUGUUCGUCAACUUUCUCCCCUGUCCGUUAGUGUCCAGUAUGAGGAAAUACCAUAGAUGGAAUCGGAGGUAUUUCACCAGGCAUUGGUGCAUAGUGCCGAGAGGUUGAACUGAAGAUUUUAAUCAUUUGCUUCUGAAUGAAUGACCAUAAUGAUUCUGUCAAGAUUGUCUUUGCAACUUGCGAAAGCACACACAUUUCCAGGAAUGCAGGCUCUUUUUGGCUCUGUUCUUCGAAGAUGUAGUACAUUAUCCAAAGAUUGUUAUACAUCUCCAAGACACAAGUUGAAACCACAGCGUUGGUGUGCACUAGAUCAUGAGCUGGAGGAGCUUCUGAUUCCAAGAAAAUUGUCCAUUAGCCCUUCAGAAAGUUGGCUGACAAUUAAAUACUGGGUGCCCAGUCUGGGCCUAAACCACGGACAAGGUAUUGGUGUAGGUUUAGGGAAUCCUUUGGUGUAUGACUGCCCUCCAUUGGAGGAAUCCCAACUUUUUGAAGAGGAUGGAGCAACAAUAAACUACAAAAUAGACAAAAUCGAAUGUAAAAACGUAUUGAAGAUUCGCAGGCGAAAGAUGAACAGGCACAAGUACAAGAAGUUGCUAAAACGUACAAAGUUUUUGCGUAGGCGGGUCAAGGAAGGUCGUAGAAGACGGCGGCAGGUAAAGUUUGAGAGGGAUUUGAAGCAAAUCUGGAAAAAAGCUGGACUGAAGGUACCACCAGAGGGCUGGCAGGCACCAAAAAUAUAUGUUAAACAAUACCAUGGAAAAUCUGAGUGAUGCAGGGAACAAAAUAGCUGCAUUCUUUAUGGAAUGAAGUGUAUCUUGAGUAAAAGCCAUUUGGAAUCCAGUUCUAGAAUAAAAAUCAAAUUAUUUGUAUCACAUUUGCAUUUCCAUAUAAGUCAGAAUACAUAUCUCAUUAUUAAGUUAAACAUUGAAUUAAGUUC
Messenger RNA from Hypanus sabinus (Atlantic stingray), 968 nucleotides. It is a transcript of the gene aurkaip1, whose product is annotated as aurora kinase A interacting protein 1. The transcript is spliced from 4 exons. Lineage: Eukaryota; Metazoa; Chordata; Chondrichthyes; Myliobatiformes; Dasyatidae. The record is from RefSeq and is a predicted model, not a curated record. Gene Ontology annotation, biological process: mRNA processing. Bases 172 to 801 code for a protein of 209 amino acids. Gene Ontology annotation, cellular component: mitochondrion.